AUGGACUAUCGUCCUUGUGAACACAGUGUAACUCACGAGAAAGGAGUAUGCAUGUUUACUCAGUAUUGCAGCCUCGCCAAUGGCAGCCACCUUACUUUUUGUAUGGAAGGGUUUAUCUAUAUGAGCUGUUGUAAACUACCGCCAGGAGUCACAGGUGUAAAGGGUAUGUUUUCUAUUAUUACUAAUGAGAUCGAACAGAGCAUUCCAAAUGGCGAGGAAAAUGUUGGUACAUCGACAGAAGAAAUUGCUACUACUAGUUCAGUAACAGAACAUCUUACAAACACAACUUACUUCAAUACUGUUACAGAAAACUUGCCCCAAACGCCUUACAUAACAAGCGGAGAACAUCCGUCGUCUGAUACUACAACUUGGCAUCCAACUGACACGGAAAGCACGAUUGACGUGUCUUCUCUGACUUCUCCUCAACCAGACAUUUUAAAGACGUCUACCGAGGUAGAAGAUUCUCUAUCUACAGAAGAAGCACCAGAAUUGUCUAUAACAACAGAACCAGCACCGGAAUCGUCUAGUGACCAGGAGAAAACGCUUAAACCGACUUCUACGUCAACUUUAUCUCCUAAUGUAGAUUCAUCAAACGGUCCUUCAACAGCAGAAACAACAAUAGACACCACUUCGCCUACAUUAAUGGAGACUUCCGGUCUCUCCACAACUCAAGAAGGAAUCACAACAGUGCAAUUUACUAGUUCAACUGAAUUAAAUGAGAAUGAGCAAACAACACAAAAAUUCACUAGUAACGAGUAUCUACAAACUGAAACCGAAACACCCAGUCCAACAACUACACCUCCACCAUCGACACCUCCACCUACUUCCAACGAAACAUCGAAUUUCAGGACAGUUUGCGGUCGUCCUAACAAGGGGCCUGUCGGAAGAAUUGUCGGUGGAGAAACUUCGAAUUUUGGAGAAUGGCCUUGGGUGGUGUCUCUCCGACAAUGGAAGAAAAACAGGUUUCUUCAUAAAUGUGGAGCCGCUUUACUGAACGAAUUUUGGGCAAUUACUGCUGCUCACUGUGUAGAAAACGUUCCGCCACCUCAACUUCUCCUCCGAAUUGGCGAGUAUAAUAUCAACAGUGACGAUGAACCUCACAGUCACGUGGAACGACGAGUGCAGCUAGUUGCUCCCUACCCCAAAUUUGACAGGGCCACAUUUGAAUACGACCUAGCUUUGUUGCGGUUUUAUGAACCUGUAAAAUUCCAAAGGAAUAUCCUGCCUAUAUGUAUUCCUUCUGGAAACGAAGAUUAUGUCGGUCGCAAUGCCACCAUUACUGGCUGGGGUAGACUGUACGAAGACGGCCCUCUACCGGAAAUCCUUCAUGACGUGAAAGUGCCCGUGAUAACAAACAAGAAAUGUAUGGAUAUGUACAGAAAAGCAGGGUACAUAGAAGACAUACCAGAUAUUUUCAUUUGUGCUGGGCUAUCUGAAGGUGGAAUGGACUCUUGUGAGGGGGACUCGGGAGGACCACUGGUCAUUCAAGAAGAAAAUGGGCGAUGGAUUUUGGCGGGCAUCAUUUCUUGGGGAAUUGGGUGUGCAUUACCCAACCAACCAGGCGUUUACACUCGCAUCACCAAAUUUUCUGAUUGGAUCAAUCAAAUAAUUAUAUUUUAA
Limulus polyphemus (Atlantic horseshoe crab) is the source of this 1620-nucleotide messenger RNA. RefSeq names its product serine proteinase stubble-like. Gene Ontology annotation, molecular function: serine-type endopeptidase activity. The record is from RefSeq and is a predicted model, not a curated record. The coding region runs from base 1 to 1620 and encodes 539 amino acids. Gene Ontology annotation, biological process: proteolysis. NCBI's taxonomy places the organism in Eukaryota, Metazoa, Arthropoda, Merostomata, Xiphosura, Limulidae. The transcript has 6 exons.